AUGGCUCCAGGAACUGCUACUAAUACCCGCAAUAACAACAAUCAUAAUCAAAACAGAUUGGCUGGCGGAUCAUCAAGCAAAGAUGUUGUCAAACCCGUCCAAGACGAAUUUGCAGGGUGCAGUGAUGAAGACUGCCCGAUCUGUGCAAACACAAUCAAGUACGUUGCCCGUUAUAGCUGCAACCACAUCACUUGCCACAAAUGUGCAUUGCGUUUACGUGCACUAAUGGAUGAUUUUAACUGUCCUCAGUGCCGUACUCGACGUGAUGUGGUCAUUGUUACAAAAGAUUUUGAUAAACAAUUUGAUGAUCUCAGCAAUAAAGCCCUCGUAGCUAAUGAAAAGAAACUUGGUCUUAAGUUUGAUGACCGCAGUGUCCGAAACGAUGUCAUGAGUCUCCUCCGCUUUAAUUGCCCCAUAAAAGACUGUGACUAUUAUUCAACAGAAGGAUGGAAGGAUCUUAAAGCCCACGUUAAGGAAGCUCACAAUCUUCACUUUUGCUAUCUCUGCAUCAGCGGCAAAAAGGCAAUCUUCACCAAAGAAUUUGCCCUUUAUACCUCUGCUGGCCUUCGCCACCACGAAUCCCAAACAGAACCUGAUGAAGAUGGCUUUAAAGGCCACCCAUCAUGCCCCUACUGUAGCGAACGCUUUUAUUCAGAAGACGACCGACUAGAACACCUCAAUAAAAAGCAUUUCCGCUGUGACGUAUGUCUCAGAGAAAAUGCCUUGGCCCCACGCUUUUUCGCCGAUAUUGAUCGCCUCACCGAACACUAUAGUACUGAACAUUUCCCCUGUAAAGUCCCUGCAUGUUUGGAAAAGAAACACAUUGUGUUUGCUUCCAAGAUUGAGCUUCAAAAUCAUAUGAGUAUUGAACAUCCGGACAUUUAUACCAACAAAAGACUGGACAUUGACUUUACCUUUAACAAUAGUAACCGAAACAGCAAUAAUAGGUACAGAUCCCAAUUGUCAACUGUCCAAACUCCAAAUUCUAGAAAUAAUGACACCCCUGUCCAGCUUUCUCGUGGUGAUGCUUUCCCUGCUCUUGGUGCCCAUGCUUCAGGCUCUUCUACUCCAAUUACUCCAACUAAUUGGACCGUCACACCGGAAAUGGCUGAACAGGCUGACCGUAGAUUACAAGAGCGUGUACGAAUCAUGCUCAAGGAUGAUCCAAUCAAGUUUGCCCAAUUUGAUCAAAUUAAUGAGCAAUUUCUCAAGGGCGAAAAGACUGCUUACGAUCUCAUUGCUCAAUACAAGGAACUCUUCCCAGAGUCCAGCAUUCAAGAACUCGAGGCAACAGUCCAUGGUUUUACUAAAGUCAUUAUCCAUAACCCUGUUAAGGUUCGUGACUUGAACCGUGCAUGGGAAGAAUACCGCCUGCGUCUGCAUCUUCCUGCUGCGUUAGCUUCAGCAUCAUCAUCUUCCUCCAUGUCUGGUGGACAUGCACCCAUGGCCCGUGGAUCAAAGUCUGGCGUGGCCCCCUGGUCUACAGGCCCAGUGUCUCGUAAAGCUGCUAAAGCUGCUGCCAUUCUUUCUCACGGUGACACUUCGUCUUUCCCCUCUCUCCCACCUGUUUCACGCAAAAAACCCAUCCCACUUACACGUGCUCCUGCAGCUCCAGCACUUACUGUCCGUAAACCAGCCGUCAAAUCUUAUUCAACUGCAUCAUCGUCAACUAUUGUGGGGAAAGUUUCCAGCAGUUCCUCGUUAGCUAAUAAGAACAAGGGGAAAACUCUUGGAUCUGCCUCUUGGGCAUCAAGUAACUCCUCAUCUUCAUCGCUCAAUACUUCGUCCACCACUGCGUUCCCUACUUUGGGAGGAGGUAGCGCCAGCUCAAGCUCUACUAGUAUCAACCGUAUGACUUCUUCACAUGGAUCAUCAUCCAGUGGCAAAAGACCUGUUUUAAACACUUCCGAGUUCCCAUCUUUGCCUGGCUCCCGCCCACGACCUGUUUUUGAACCUACACACACUGGUCCUACACGCGAACUUAACAGUAAUACAAUUGGAGAUGUGCUUCAAGCUACUACUGUGCUUCGACCUUCUCGUGGAGCUGAGGAUGACGAAGGGUCCUCCUCUUCUGGAGCUACGUCUAAUGACCGUAAGGGUAAGAAGAAGAAGGAAAAGAAGAUUUUGUUUUCUUACUCUUCUGGAAUUUAA
Molecule: messenger RNA, 2151 nt
Organism: Magnusiomyces paraingens
Lineage: Eukaryota; Fungi; Ascomycota; Dipodascomycetes; Dipodascales; Dipodascaceae
Exons: 2
Coding region: 1-2151 (716 amino acids)
Biological process (GO): rescue of stalled cytosolic ribosome; protein ubiquitination
Molecular function (GO): ribosome binding; ubiquitin protein ligase activity
Source: RefSeq, a predicted model, not a curated record